GCCUCGGUUCCCUCCCAGCUGAGCGCCCGGGGCCUCGCAUGCUGAGCGUGACGGGUGUGCUCGGUAUGCGAGGUGUUGCUUCAUAAAGCACCUGAAGAGUCCCACCUUUCGGUGCCAGUCGUCACAUGAAGGACACCAGGAGUCACACGAUGCAGCUGACGCUCGGCGCCGCGCUGCUGCUGCUUUUAACAGCAGGAAGCAACGCACAGUUAGAUGUUUGCGGCGUCGCGCCGCGCAACGACCGGAUCGUCGGCGGCGUGAACGCGCCCGCCGGCGCGUGGCCGUGGCAGGCCAGUCUGCACCUGAACGGACGCCACUUCUGUGGAGGCUCCCUGAUCAACAACCAGUGGGUCCUGACCGCUGCUCACUGCUUCACCAGCACCAGCACCUUCCGGCUCGUCGUGUACCUCGGGCGGGACAACCAGGACCUGUUCAACUUCAACGAGGAGGCCCGCAGCGUGUCGCAGAUCAUCCGACAUUCGGGCUACAACUCCAACACGAACAACAACGACAUCGCGCUGCUGCAGCUGUCCGCUCCGCUCAACUUCACCGACUACAUCAGACCGGUGUGUCUGGCGGCCAACGACAGCGUGUUCGAGGCCGGGACUUCCUGCUUCGUCACCGGAUGGGGAACCAUCGGCGAGGACGUUGCUCUCCCGUUCCCACAGACCCUGCAGGAGGUUCGUGUCCCCGUCGUCUCCAACACUCAAUGUCUCAACACGUACUCGACUCUCACCGACAACAUGAUCUGUGCCGGUCUGGACGAGGGACAGAAGGACUCCUGCCAGGGGGACUCCGGCGGCCCGAUGGUGAGUAAAAACAGCUCCUUGUGGGUCCAGGCCGGCGUGGUGAGCUUCGGGAUCGGAUGUGCGAGGCCCGACAUCCCGGGAGUCUACACCCGGGUGUCCCAGUACCAGAGCUGGAUCACAGACCGGGUCUCCGGCAACCCGCCGGGCUUCGUGACCUUCGAGGGUGACGGGUCCACGUCUGGGGGGGUCCCCCUGUCGGCCCCCCUGCUGUUGGCCCUCCUCCCCGUCCUCCUGGCCCUCUUCGUGCUCUCGUAGGCACGGCUCACUAACAGUUAUAUAUAUAUAUAUAUAUAUAUAUAUAUAUCAUAUCCAGAAAGAGAUUAAAAAGACUUGAUUAUUUCCUCUAAUAGUUGAAAAAUUAUUUUGUCUUUUAAAAUGGACAAAAAACAGAUAAAUCCGUCCUAAAAAUAUAUUUUUUCAGUUCUGUUGCCCAAUAACAAAGACUAUAGAAGUGUGUGUGUGUGUAUAUAUAUUAUAAAUUAUAAUAUAAAUUAUGUACUACCGGAAGAUGUAUAUAUAUAUUUGAUAACGAUUGUUGAGCAGAUUGGGCAAAUUUUGUUUGUUAAAUUGAUUUUCUUUUUCCGAUGAAAACAAGGAAACAAUUAACAAAAAUUACUUAAAUCCAUUAUUAAUAUAUUAUUCAGUUAUUUACUAAUAAAUAUCAACUUUUGUCAAAUUGUUGCAAAAAUAAGUCAAAGUGUAAAACAGGUGGAAAAUGUUUUUGUGUAAACUUUAAACCAGUUUGUUAAUAAGGUUAAAUUAAAGACUCUUUAAUGGGAAAGUUAAAUAAUUAACAUUUAAAAUAAAAUCUGUUAAUGAACUGACAAAUUCAAAAGAACUAUUACAAAUAAUUCAUGUAGUUUAUUAUAAUAUAAUAGUGCAUUCAUCAUUAUUAUUAUUGCAUUGAAAUUAAAAGUAAAAGAGUAAAUUAAAAGAUUGAUAUAUAAAUAAAUAGUUUUGCAAUAAUGAUUAAGAUUUAAAAUUGGAAAAUAAAAUCCUAAAAGUUUAAGGAAUUUAACUAAUUUAACAAAUGUCCAAAUAUUUAUGUCUUCCUUUUUAAAAAAUGUUUACAUGUGAAGUUCAAUCUUUAACAUAAAAUGUUUACAAAUAAAUAAAUAAAAGGUUUGGUGAAAGUUUUAAUCAAAUGGUUAUAAUUAAAGAGUCAAUUAAAUAAUGAAUACUCCAGACUCAUAUUUAAAUUUAAAUGAGAAAAAACUUUAAAUGUUGUUUUAUUUGUUUCUGGGCACAAACAUUGAACAUUACAGAACUUCUGUGAAGAAGAGCGACGAUGAAGACGAGCGUAUUCGGGUUUUUAUUGAUUUUCUAAUCUGUGAAUUAUUGAUUAUUAAUGCGGUGAUUUAAUUUUGCACUGAGCGGUUGUUGUGAUUCCUUUCAUGCAUGAAGUACAUGAAGUAAUAUGUGUAUAAGUAUGAGCAGUAUUUUACCUUUAGUGCAGUUCAAUGUGACGCAAUAACAACUGAAAUAUGUCACAAAUACUUUAAAUACAUUUAAACAAGUACAACGUUUUUAUCCGUUUGUCUGUUUGAUGUUGAAUAAAAUAUAUUUCGUCUUAA
Cyclopterus lumpus (lumpfish) is the source of this 2383-nucleotide messenger RNA. RefSeq names its product trypsin I-P1-like. Gene Ontology annotation, biological process: proteolysis. The record is from RefSeq and is a predicted model, not a curated record. Gene Ontology annotation, molecular function: serine-type endopeptidase activity. The transcript is spliced from 6 exons. NCBI's taxonomy places the organism in Eukaryota, Metazoa, Chordata, Actinopteri, Perciformes, Cyclopteridae. The coding region runs from base 126 to 1064 and encodes 312 amino acids.